This is a messenger RNA of Penicillium angulare, 927 nucleotides long. Its product is annotated as PP2C family serine/threonine-protein phosphatase. Bases 1 to 927 code for a protein of 308 amino acids. The record is from RefSeq and is a predicted model, not a curated record. NCBI's taxonomy places the organism in Eukaryota, Fungi, Ascomycota, Eurotiomycetes, Eurotiales, Aspergillaceae. The transcript has 5 exons. Gene Ontology annotation, biological process: protein dephosphorylation. Gene Ontology annotation, molecular function: protein serine/threonine phosphatase activity; cation binding.
AUGCUCCGGAACACAGCCAUGUCUACGGAUCAUGCAGUCGUGCUCUUUGAUGUUGGAGCAGGUCAGGCGAAAGGAAGCAGAGAGUUCCAACAGGAUCGUUGCACCAUCAUCCGACCGGAGCAGUUCCCAUGUAAAACGAAUGAGAAGUUGGCAUUUUUUGCCAUAUACGACGGGCAUGGAUCUGGAUUGGUGGCAGAGCACGCUAGUAAAAGGUUGCAUAAUCUUCUUUCUAAGCGGCCGGAGUUUGAGAAAGAAGACUACGUCGCGGCCAUCAAGGGUGCGUUGGCUGAUGAGGAUGCAUUGCUCUUGGAGAGUUUCAAGAAUGAUUCCACUGAGCCGGCGAUCUCUGGAUCCACUGCUGCGAUUUGUUUAGUGAAUCUCACUCGGGGUGAACUGGUUGUGUCUAAUUUGGGUGACUCUCAUGUUAUAAUGGCCGAGAGAGAUCCCAAAACGGACCGUCCCUACCAUAUUCGACGACUCACGGAGGCGCAUAAGCCCGAGACACCCGGUGAACGACGACGGAUUGAAGCGGCCGGGGGUGAGGUGACUAUUCGUAAUGGCAUUGCUCGGCUUGGUGAUUUGCAGUACAAGACUCCCGUCAAUGAAGUGCAGGACACGGGAAACAUGCCGCAGGAGCGACAUCUUUCGUCAUCAUCCAGCGCCGUUCGUGGAGACUUCGUAUCCAACAAGCCAUUUACCUCGCAAAGAACAUUAAAACCAGAUGGCCGCUACUUGUUAGUCAUAGUGUCGGACGGGGUCAGUGACCGGACAGACGACGUGGCCCUGAUCCAGCACGUGAUGAAGUUGGCGAUGCGGGGGAUGAGAGCCAGUGAGAUCGCGCAAGAGAUUGCCACCAACAGUACUCGGUCUACUAAAAGUGACAAUGCUUCUUGUAUCGUGGCUAUGUUAGACGGACAGCGAUCAUAA